ACAUCAGCAGUCUCCAAUAUGGCUGACGAUCAGUGGUCUUGGGAGCUGUCAAUUACCACUUGAAUUUGUCGCAAGAGUUAGCCUACAGCGACCACAUACCUGCGUUUUUAUUUGUAGCUCUUGUUUUCAGACAUCCACGUUUACUAUUUUACACAAUGAGCACGGCGUCUCUGCCUAAGCCUUCAGGCGGAACUGUGAAGAUAUACGCUGGUGCUGUUGUGACGGCAGAAUGCGAAAUAAAAGGCGAUGUGACAAUCGGCAGCCGCACUAUUGUUCAUCCUGCUGCGCACAUUAUUGCUGAAGCUGGGCCUAUCAUUAUCGGAGACAACAACCUUAUUGAAGAGCAGGUCUACAUAGUCAACAGGAGAAAAGAAGGGGAUGCACCCGACUCAGAGAGCGUGAUGACAAUUGGGAACAACAAUGUUUUUGAAGUUGGGAGUUACUCUGAAGCACUUGCAAUAGGAAACAAUAAUGUUCUCGAAUCAAAAAGCAAAUUGGGAAGAUACACUGAACUGACAAGUGGUUGUGUCAUCGGGGCCAUGUGUGAAGUCAGUACUCAUGAGAAGCUGAAGGAAAAUACAGUAAUAUAUGGCCGUACUUGUGAAAGGAGAAUCCAAAAUGAAAAGCCAGCGACCCAGACGUUGCAGUUGGACUUCCUGACCAAGGUCCUGCCAAACUACCACUAUUUCUGGAAACCGUCCAAGGGAGAGCAAGUUCUCCAGCAGUUGAAGAAGUAGAGAAGGAGCUUUAAUCAUGGAAUUCGGCUUUAUUCUGGUUAGGGGGGGGGGGGGGGCUUCGAGGAGGCGGUUGCUGGGUUCUGUGGCAAGAACUUCAGAAUGAAAUAAAAUAACAACACUUGA
Messenger RNA from Dermacentor silvarum, 860 nucleotides. RefSeq names its product dynactin subunit 6-like (gene DCTN6-p27). NCBI's taxonomy places the organism in Eukaryota, Metazoa, Arthropoda, Arachnida, Ixodida, Ixodidae. Gene Ontology annotation, molecular function: dynein complex binding. Gene Ontology annotation, cellular component: dynactin complex. Bases 156 to 737 code for a protein of 193 amino acids. Gene Ontology annotation, biological process: mitotic spindle organization. The transcript is spliced from 7 exons. The record is from RefSeq and is a predicted model, not a curated record.